This is a messenger RNA of Diachasmimorpha longicaudata, 3050 nucleotides long. RefSeq names its product NADPH--cytochrome P450 reductase (gene Cpr). Gene Ontology annotation, molecular function: flavin adenine dinucleotide binding; FMN binding; NADPH-hemoprotein reductase activity. Gene Ontology annotation, cellular component: cytosol. The transcript has 8 exons. NCBI's taxonomy places the organism in Eukaryota, Metazoa, Arthropoda, Insecta, Hymenoptera, Braconidae. Gene Ontology annotation, biological process: response to hormone. The record is from RefSeq and is a predicted model, not a curated record. Bases 261 to 2336 code for a protein of 691 amino acids.
GUUCCAGUUCCUCCCAUAAAGUUUUCAAGUGCCAUCCGAUUUCCAUCCACCAGGAAAUAGUUCAAAUUCCCAACCAAAAUAAUAAUAAUAGUAAUAGGGAAUUUGAAUAGGUACAGGGUAAAGUGGAGUUGAAGACCGGUUGGAUUACGUGCACAUAAAAACGCAGCGGUGAUAAAAAGGCGACUGCGCAUUAACGAGACAGAUUGAGGAAGGGACACGUAGUGGGAGGCGAUUGAAAACCCUCUGGAGUUGAUCGUCACAUGACAGCAGACGCAUCGCUUCCAAAAGCCAUAAGAAUGUCGAGUUCUCCAGUUCUCGAAGGUGAGGAGAAGGCGGAGCUGGUAGACGAGCCCCUGUUCAGCACCCUGGACAUCGUUCUCCUGGGGGCCCUUCUCCUCGCCGGUGUGUGGUACCUCAUGAGGAGGAACAAACAGGAGGAAUACACACCGACGACAAAAUCAUAUUCGAUUCAACCGACGACUUACACUGCCCCAGCGCAGUCGGAAAAUUCAUUUGUCAAAAAGUUGAAGACAUCAGGACGUAGUUUGGUGGUGUUCUAUGGUAGCCAGACGGGUACUGGUGAAGAAUUCGCUGGACGACUCGCCAAGGAGGGGGUCAGGUACAGAAUGAAAGGAAUGGUAGCGGAUCCUGAGGAAAGCGAUAUGGAAGAACUAGUGAAUCUAAAGUCCAUCCCUAAUAGUCUGGCAGUUUUUUGCAUGGCGACUUAUGGUGAAGGUGACCCAACGGACAAUGCCAUGGAAUUUGUGGAUUGGUUGAAGAAUGGAGAUGCAGACCUCAACGGCCUGAAUUACGCGGUGUUUGGCCUCGGCAACAAGACCUACGAGCACUACAACGAAGUGGCGAUUUACGUGGACCAUCGCCUGGAGCAGUUGGGUGCGACGAGGGUGCACGAGCUGGGACUUGGGGACGACGACGCUAAUAUUGAGGAUGACUUCAUCACCUGGAAGGACAAGUUCUGGCCGGCGGUGUGUGACUUCUUCGGGAUUGAGGGAGCUGGUGAGGAUGUCAGCAUUCGUCAGUACAAGCUCACUGAGCACCUGGACAUGCCUGCCGAGAGGGUCUACUCCGGGGAGAUAGCGAGGCUGCACUCGUUGAAGACUCAGAGGCCUCCCUACGACGCCAAGAACCCCUAUCUUGCCCCGGUGAAGGUCAACCGAGAGUUGCACGGUCCGACGUCCGAUCGUUCCUGCAUGCACAUAGAAUUCGACAUCGACGGCUCCAAGAUGCGUUACGAUGCCGGUGAUCACGUGGCGGUGUAUCCGGUGAACAAUUCCGAGUUGGUAAGCAAAAUCGGUGAGAAAUGCGGCGCCGACCUGGACACGGUGAUCACCCUCACCAACACCGACGAGGAGUCCACGAAGAAACAUCCGUUCCCCUGUCCCUGUAGUUAUCGCACAGCUCUGACCCACUAUCUGGACAUAACCGGUAAUCCUCGAACGCACGUGCUGAAGGAGUUGGCGGAGUACUGUUCAGAUCCAGCUGACAAGGACAGGCUCAAGCUGAUGGCCUCAACGACCGCCGAGGGGAAGGCUCUCUACCAGGACUGGAUUGUCAAUGACAAUCGCAACAUCGUUCAUAUUCUCGAGGACGUGAAGAGUUUGAAGCCAGCGCUGGAUCACCUCUGCGAACUUCUACCGCGUCUCCAGUGUCGGUACUACUCAAUCUCCUCGUCGUCGAAGCUCUUCCCCUCGGAUAUUCAUAUCACGGCUGUUGUUGUUGAGUAUAAAACACCCACUGGGAGGAUCAACCAGGGAGUUACCACCACUUGGUUGAAGCAGAAACACCCCACGGAUCCACCCAGCACUGUUCCCAUCUUCGUGAGGAAGAGCCAGUUCAGGUUGCCCUCGCGUCCAAUCACUCCGAUCAUCAUGGUCGGGCCAGGAACUGGGAUUGCUCCCUUCCGUGGCUUCAUCCAGGAGCGGGACCUCGCCAGGAAGGAUGGCAAAGAGGUUGGUGACACUAUCCUGUACUUCGGCUGCAGAAGGAGGGACGAGGACUUCCUCUACAAGGAAGAGCUCGAGGAAUACGUGAAGAGUGGAACCCUCAAACUUCACACAGCCUUCAGCAGGGAGCAGGAUAAAAAAGUUUAUGUCACGCAUCUUCUGGAGAAGAAUAUGGAUGAGAUCUGGGACGUCAUCGGGGCGAAGAAUGGACAUGUUUAUAUUUGCGGGGACGCUCGCAAUAUGGCACGCGAUGUGCACAAUAUUCUUCUGAAGGUCGUCCAGGAGAAGGGCAAGAUGACGGAAAUGGAAGCAACGAACUACAUUAAAAAAAUGGACUCGCAGAAGCGUUACUCCAGCGAUGUCUGGAGUUGAAUAUUUUUUAUACAAUAUUUUUUAUAAAUACUGUCCCCAACGUGAUGAUGGGCUCUCUGAGGCUCCUCGUGGUGCCAGGUGCCCAGAUGAGCGAAAGAUAUUUCUAUUCUGUAUAUAAUGCAUAAAUAUUAUUGCUUAGCAAUUAAUUGAUUAAUUGAUCAAUCAUUAAAGUCUUUACACGGAAAAACAAUGUAGACUUUUCCCUUAAUUACGCAAUUAUCCCGAAAACGAGAGGGUUUACGAAGAAAUAUGUUGAGAUAUUUUUUACGGAAAAUUUAAUUUUGAAUACAACAUGUCUUGUUCCAUUUCUUCGUCAAAUCACUCGUUAGGGAGAUAAUUACGAUUUUCAUGAGACGAAACUACGCUGUCACUUCACUGAGGAAUUGCGUCAUUUAUUUUGGUUAAAUUAAUGUGAAAUUAUCGAAUGUUGGAGUGUUGUCUUCUCCACAAUGAUCAUUUACUGUUUACUUCAAUGCACAUUUAAAUUAAGUGAUUCACUACUGAAAUAACUGAACAAUAAUUAACAUUAAUCAAUAGUUUAUCACAAGCCCACAGGGAAGGGAGAAUAUUUUACAGUCCUUGAAGAUGAUAUAUAUGUUUAGAAAAAAAAUUUAUCUUAUUUCGAUGUGAGAGAGUCAAUCGUUAUGUUGUAAUAACGUUUACACAUAUUGUAAUUGAUAUUUGUAAUAGAAAAGAAAUGCAGUUGAUAAUUUU